Lampris incognitus (smalleye Pacific opah) is the source of this 1410-nucleotide messenger RNA. RefSeq lists its product as uncharacterized. Gene Ontology annotation, biological process: regulation of transcription by RNA polymerase II. The coding region runs from base 174 to 875 and encodes 233 amino acids. The transcript is spliced from 2 exons. The record is from RefSeq and is a predicted model, not a curated record. Gene Ontology annotation, cellular component: nucleus. Lineage: Eukaryota; Metazoa; Chordata; Actinopteri; Lampriformes; Lampridae.
GUGGCAAUGGAUAAAAAAAACAGGAACUCAGCCUUCAGUCAUAUCUUCUUUCCUGCAAAAGAGUGCAUGGGAAACACUCAGGAGAGAAGAUUGCAAUGAUGUUUGAAUGCUGUGCUGAAGAAUACCUGAUUAAGGAAUAGAUCAACUUUGUCAUAACUGACAAUGCAUCCAACAUGAGAAAAGCUUUCCAGGCCAGCUUUCCCCUAGAGGAUCCUUGUGAUGCUGAAGCUCAUGAUCCCAGCACUUUUGAGGACGAUGAUGAAAUAUGGCAAGACCUGAUGCCAGAAGAUCAACAGACAGUCAAUGACACUUUGGCUGAGAACUGUAAGAUGCAGAGACUAUCAUGCUUCACACAUUCACUGCAGUUGGUCAUAAAAGAUGGUCUGAAAGACACCAGUGGGCUGUCAAGCACCCUAGCAAAGCUAUCCCGUGCAGCCAACCUCCUCCACAGUGGCACCUCGUUUAAAGACUGCUUUGAAGCGUGUUCUGGUGAUGCAACAAUUCCAACAGCGAAUGCCACACGAUGGAAUUCCACUCUGAAGCAGGUGAAGGCUUAUGUGCAUUUAGACAUGCAAAAGCUGUCCAGUGUGUUGGAAUCAGUGGGGCACAAAAGCCUUAUCUUAUCCCCGCGAGAGUAUGCUCAGCUUAAAGAACUGAUCGAAGUUCUUGAUCCGUUCUUAGAGGCAACCAACCUAACUCAGGGUGAGACUACUGUCACCGUCAGUGUGAUUGUGCCCUGUGUCCUCACUCUGCGCUGUUACCUGCAGGAAAUAAGAGGAAAAGCCAGAUACUGUGGGCCUCUGGUGAGAUCUGGAGAGCUCCUUGAAAACAAGGUUUGCAGAGGUUUUCAGUGCAGUCAAGAUACCAGGAUGUGAGCCGGCUGAAGGAAGAGGCCCCACCAAAUUUCCUUUCACCAAUGCCUACUUCAUAGCAUCUGUGUUGGACCCAGCAUUUGGCUUCCAGCGGCUAGAACAUGAUGUGCAGCUGGACAGUGACGUCAAAGAUGUGCUGAAGACUGAGAUCAAAGAGUAUAUAAAGGCAGAGGGUGACAAGCAAGCGGUAUCAACAGCAGAUGCAGCGGAAGCAACAGGACCAGGGGAAGGUGAACUUUCAGAGUCUCCUCCUGAGAAGCAGUUGAGAAUGUUCUCCCACUAUAGGAGGACUCCCUCCUCCACCGAGAAGAAGCCGUCUGGCCAGGCUCAGUUGACUGCAUACCUCAACUUGAUCGCUGAGCAGGACUCUGACUCAGUCCCGUGCCUCAGGUUUUGGCAGCAAAACAAAUCCAAAUUCCCUACCCUCUAUCAGAUUGCCACACAGGUAUUCUCUAUCCCUACCUCCAGUGCGCCCAUUGAAAGGGUAUUUAGUCAUGGAGGCAUUUUGAUGAGGCCUCACCGUGCAAGGUUGAGUAGU